Messenger RNA from Branchiostoma belcheri (Belcher's lancelet), 702 nucleotides. RefSeq lists its product as uncharacterized. Lineage: Eukaryota; Metazoa; Chordata; Leptocardii; Amphioxiformes; Branchiostomatidae. Bases 197 to 511 code for a protein of 104 amino acids. The transcript has 3 exons. The record is from RefSeq and is a predicted model, not a curated record.
UACGCCCCUCUGGAAAAGUAGAAUAUCCAGUUUGAACGUGAGUGUUGAGGGGUCAGGUUAGGGAGGUGUGUCAAAUCGGCUUUCAUUGUUGACAUUGCUGCAUGUCCGGCUCCCAAAAACAACAUCCUAACAGCUUUGGUGAUGCUUUGACAAGGCAUAGAAGGACUUACGGUUUGAGAAGACAGACUGAUCAGGUAUGUCAGUGAACGUUCAUCACUGGAACUCUGCAGCUGAUGGACAGCUCACUGAGGCCGCCAUGCGGAAGAAGAUAGAAGCGCAGGGAUUCAGAGUCACCAAGUAUGUGUACCCCCCUGGGACGUACUUCCCCGACCACACCCACACCGUGGACAAGAUUGACGGCGUGGUGAGCGGACAGUUCCGGAUGACCAUAUAUGGGCAGACGGCCGUGCUGGGGCCUGGUGAUUGGUUGGAGGUCCCGCGGGGCCAGGUGCACAGCGCAGGGGUCGUAGGGCAGGAACCAGUCGUCAGUUUAGAUGCCACCAGGAAAUGACAGGAACAUUAUCAUCACUAGAUUAUAAACUUCAAACAAUGUUUAUAGAGUUAUAUGAUUGUGCAGUGACAAGUCCUGCAGUGUAAUGUAGCCAGCUGUCACAUGCCUGCAAAGCUGGUGUUUUUUUUAUUGGGCAUUCUUUGUUGACUGGUAAUUUUUAUUUGCCAUCCAAACUCCAGUACCAUAUUGGA